This is a messenger RNA of Labeo rohita (rohu), 1557 nucleotides long. RefSeq names its product major facilitator superfamily domain containing 8-like 2 (gene mfsd8l2). Gene Ontology annotation, biological process: transmembrane transport. Bases 37 to 1482 code for a protein of 481 amino acids. The record is from RefSeq and is a predicted model, not a curated record. NCBI's taxonomy places the organism in Eukaryota, Metazoa, Chordata, Actinopteri, Cypriniformes, Cyprinidae. The transcript is spliced from 12 exons. Gene Ontology annotation, molecular function: transmembrane transporter activity.
UCAAGUGCAGAGAAAAUAACCUACAGAAACACUACGAUGGAUUACAGACAAAAAAGAAAACUGUCUUUUCUGACUAUUGGAUUGAUAUUUCUUUUGAGCGGCGUGGAAUAUGCUGUCAUUCUGCCCACUAUAUGGAGAUAUCUGCAGUUAUUAGAGGCACCACCUUAUUUUCUCGGCUUGGGUCUAUCUGCGUUCAGCUUCAGUGGGCUGGUAUCUGGUCCAAUGUUUGGCCACUGGUCAGACAAGACCAGAACUACGAAGACCAUCAUCCUCUUCUCCAAUGUGUUUGAAAUUGUGGGAAACUUCAUGUAUUUCAUGGGAUAUUCAAAAUGGCUUCUUCUGUCUAGCCGUCUUGUUGCAGGUAUUGGAGCAGGAGCUGGUUCUUCCAUUUUUGGGUUCCUCACCCGCACUACUCUCCCUGAUGAGCGGGCUAGAGUCUUUGCUGCUGUCAUGGCAUGCCGUCAGGCUGGACUUCUAAUCGGUCCUGCUUUCAAUAUCUUUUUAAGGUUGUGUGAUUUUAAACUGGGUCCAUUUGUGGUAAAUAAGUACACCUCACCUGGGCUCUUCAUGUGCGGGAUGUGGGUGCUUAUGCAGUUUGCAGUAAUGACCCUGUACUGGGACAUCCCACCACUGGACUCCUUCUCUGAGCAGCACAUGCCCCUCAGAGAGUUCAGAGGUGAAGAAGAUGAGCCCCUCAUGAGUCUGGAAGAUGAACACGGGCCUGCCGCAGAGGACUCUUACGGCUCGCUCAGCCCAGAACAGACAGAGACCCAGCUCUCAUCCGAACUCCCACCUUCUCCUCCAGAUUCCCCCUCUUUAGACACUUCUGACCCCUUUGAAAACUUCAGUGCCAGUCAAGAGUUUCUGAGGGAGGAGGUGGUGGUUCUCCUCACCGCUCAGUUCAUCACUCUCUUCAAUCAGACAGCACUCGAGACCAUGGUGACCCCUCUGACGCAGAAGUACUUUGGCUUCGGUGAGCUGGGGAACAGUGUGAUGUACAGCCUGUGUGGGGUGGAGGUAAUUGCAGGUUUCUUCCUGGUGCGCUGGCUGAGCCGUGUGCUGGAGGACCGGGUGGUGCUGGCGGUGGGGCUGCUCAUCUGCAGCGGGGCUUGUGUCUGGUGCCUCAUCUUCCUGGCCAAUCCACAGGGUGGUUUUGCAUUUGAGUUGAUAGAGUUCAUCAUCGGCGUGUUCCUGCAGUUACUGGGACUUCCUUUUGUUGCCGUGUCUCAGGUGUCCCUCUUUUCUAAGGUUACAGCUGAGAAAACACAAGGCUUUAGUCAGGGUGUGCGGCGUUCAGUUGGUGGUCUUGCCACCAUUCUCGGUCCCCUGUGGGCUGGAGGUCUAAUAGGAAAUCUAUAUGUGAUGCUGGGUAUGAUGAUGCUCCUACUGACCCUCAUCAUGAUCAUGAUGGUGUUGUCGUAUGAGAAGUUGGUGGAGCCGCCCAGAGUGGAGCACGCACAGGACUCAGAGAAUGGAGGAUAGACACCACCCUUCACUACACAGGAUACAGCACAGAGCAAGAGCCCCUCUCUCUGCGGUCUGUCUGCCAAAGUUUAG